Nothoprocta perdicaria is the source of this 2234-nucleotide messenger RNA. RefSeq names its product dehydrogenase/reductase 7B (gene DHRS7B). The transcript is spliced from 7 exons. Bases 47 to 976 code for a protein of 309 amino acids. Lineage: Eukaryota; Metazoa; Chordata; Aves; Tinamiformes; Tinamidae. The record is from RefSeq and is a predicted model, not a curated record. Gene Ontology annotation, cellular component: membrane. Gene Ontology annotation, molecular function: oxidoreductase activity.
AUUGUCAGGAGCAAAUAGCAGGAAGCCUGUUCAGAGAGGGAAGCUCAUGGAUCUCACAACCACAGUCAUCAUCCCACUGCUUUUUGGCAGUCUGGGCAUCUUCACCCUCUUCCGGCUCCUGCAGUGGAUGCGGAUGCGAGCUUACCUCCGGGAAGCGGUGGUGGUGAUCACCGGGGCCACCUCUGGCCUGGGCAAAGAAUGUGCAAAAGCUUUUCAUGCGGCUGGCUCCAAGGUGGUGCUUUGUGGCAGAAACAGCGAGAAGCUCCGAGAGCUGGUGCAGGAACUUUCUGCCAUGACCAACCACCGAAAGAACAUGCACAAACCUCACACUGUGGUCUUCGACCUCUCGGACACUAGAAUGGUCAUAAACGCUGCUGAAGAGAUCCUGAAGAACAUGGGUCAUGUGGACAUCCUGAUCAACAACGCAGGCAUCAGUUACCGGGGCACGGUGGUGGACACAGGCCUGGAUGUGGACAAGAAAUUGAUGGAAACAAAUUACUUUGGUCCUGUAGCCCUCACGAAAGCGCUUCUGCCCUCCAUGAUCAAGAGGAGACAAGGCCACAUUGUGGCCAUCAGCAGCAUUCAAGGCAAAAUAAGCAUCCCCUUCAGAUCAGCCUACGCUGCCUCUAAACACGCUACCCAGGCCUUCUUUGACUGCCUGCGAGCAGAGGUAGAGCAGUACGACAUCGACGUGACUGUGAUAAGCCCGGGAUACAUUCAGACAAACCUCUCUCUGAAUGCUUURAGAGGAGACGGAUCUCGCUAUGGAGUUCUGGACAAGGCGACCGCCGAAGGGCAGACAGCCGCAGAGGUGGCCCAGGUGGUUCUCGCUGCCGUGGGACACAAGAAGAAGGAGGUGCUCGUGGCCGGGCUGGCCCCCUGCUUGGCUGUCUACCUGCGAAACCUCUUCCCCAGGCUCUUCUUCACCCUAAUGGCAUCUAGAGCAAAAAAGGARAAAAAGGUCAAGGACUCCUAGAGCUCAGCCCGCUCGAGCGGUGACUGUAGGGAGAGGAAACCCCUGCAGCCGGGCCGGGACCUCAGUGGAAGUGCUGCUGCUGCUGGAAACAUUUCUCAAACACUGCAACUUAUUAUUGCAUGGGGAGUGGGAAGGAGCCUUUGCCACCUCAGGGCAGGCCCACGUGCCGGGAGGCAGCACCUGGACCUCACCUGAAGAUGGAUGUUUAGAAUGAAGAGCUCAGCUGCCAGGGAAGGUGACACAAGGGAAUGAACUUGGGCGCAGGGACACCCAUGUGGAGGCCAGCACCUUGCUUCCCCUCCCUCCAGCACCUCCUCUGCCUACGAGCCAGAGGCCCUUAGCUUGCCCCAGCCCACGGCCCCUGCGAGAUACAGUCCCCGUGGGGCUGGCUGCUCUUGUGACCGUCGUCUCCUUCCCCUCCUGCCUCCACUCUGAGCCAGGACACAGUGCUUGGAGUGGAGGCACAGAGCUCAUGAACAGGCCACAUCACCUGSGCUGUUAAGCUGAAGUUAAGUGCAGUGCCAUUUUGAAAAAAGUAACUGAUGGAGAAUGGAAGUUUGGUUUGGAAAUGGUUUUUCCUCUCUCUCUGAAUGUGCCUUACUGGAGCACAGGGCCGUUGGACUCUGUACUGCCUAACAGCACAGUAUUAAUGCCCGGCACAAAUUAAUGCUGGGGAUGCACUGAAAAAAUGAAAAUAAUAAUAGUUUUUAGAAAAACAGCAUAGCAAAGUGUGCUGUUGAGUGUUAAUCCUGCAGGCCUAGAGCAGCGGGGAGCUGAGGGGCUCGGGGAGGAGCGUCUGUGCACAAGGGAUGGGUGCUGUGCAAGACUGACCCUUGAUUCCAACCUCUCCUGAAGCAGCCGCAGGUGCUCAUUAGGAUCCACUCCUACCACUUCCAUAGGGAAAAGGUACCUGCUUGUUGAGGGCUCAGAGGCGCCAGCACUCAGGGUCAAGGGGGCACGUUCAAGCUGUCAUCAYUGUGCUCUGCAGGGCUUUGCCCCCUCCAAAACAAGAGGGGAGACUUGAAUCCUGUCCCCUGUGAUCCCCAGGCAGCUCAUGGUGUGAGGGCAGCUACUGCACUGGGAACAGCUCCGCAGUUACUGGGGCCUCUUCAAAGAGGACGGAAGUGGGUUUUUUGCGUGUGUAUUUUUUCUUUUAAUUCAAAUAAAACCUCCUACUAGAAACUUAAGGUCCAGAUCCCUGUUGCCACCUCCAUGCACUUACCAGCRUUCUCCAUACGUACUGCCCUGUGUCCUGCCU